AUGACCACCAUUUGUUUAGAGCACAAAUUCCAACUUCAACCCUCCCACCAACUUCUCUCCCUCAAGAAAUCCCUCAGGGACAUUGAUAUCCCUCCAAGGAAGCUCCUCAGCCGCCGCUCAGCCCUCCUUCACGACGGCGCCGGCGAUAUUUUUUCCGACGACACCCUCCUCCACAAAUACCUUCCCCACAGCAAAUCCAUGGAUUCCGAUGACUCUGAUGACAAUGGAGACCCUUAUGCCUCUGAUGAAUUCCGCAUGUUCGAGUUCAAGGUCCGGCGCUGCACUCGCAGCCGGAGCCAUGACUGGACAGAUUGUCCCUUUGCACAUCCCGGCGAGAAGGCUCGCCGCCGCGACCCUCGCCGGUUUCAUUACUCUGGGACUGUCUGUCCAGAAUAUCGCCGCGGGCAGUGUAGUCGUGGCGAUGCAUGUGAGUUCUCUCAUGGGGUGUUCGAGUGCUGGCUACAUCCUUCUAGGUAUAGAACUGAGGCUUGCAAGGAUGGGAAGAAUUGCAAGCGAAAAGUUUGCUUUUUCGCUCACACCCCUCGCCAACUCAGGGUUUUGCCUCCCCAAGACAAUAUCAAGAAGAAAAAGGGCACCGAUAUGAGCCCUCAUAAUACUAACCAUUGCUGUUUUUUUUGUCAUUGUUCAUCCACUUGUUCACCAACUUCUACUUUGUUUGGCAUGUCUCAUUUUUCUCCUCCUUUAUCCCCCUCUUCCUCUCCCUCCUCCCCUUCCCCUUCUAGGUUUGAGACUAGCCACCAUCAUGGUGUUGUGAGCUACAAGGAUGUGUUCUCUGAGCUUAUGUGCUCCAUGGAGGGUUUGAAUUUCGGUGAGGCUUCAUCUGUGUCUGCUUCUAAGCCUCACAGUCUGUCUUGGCUUGAUGUCCCUGAGGAUCAUAAACAGUUCAACACUCAUUCACCGACCAUCACUGCUACUUAUGGAAGCUUUUCCAAGAAUGGGAAUGGAAGAUUUUUGAGGGAAGAAAGUGGGGUUGCUGAUGAUGUCAUUGCCCCAGAUCUCGCGUGGGUGAAUGACUUGCUGAUGUAG
This is a messenger RNA of Sphenostylis stenocarpa, 1047 nucleotides long. The record is from the annotation of a GenBank genome assembly. Lineage: Eukaryota; Viridiplantae; Streptophyta; Magnoliopsida; Fabales; Fabaceae.